Messenger RNA from Phodopus roborovskii (desert hamster), 550 nucleotides. Its product is annotated as chromobox protein homolog 1-like. The coding region runs from base 22 to 492 and encodes 156 amino acids. Lineage: Eukaryota; Metazoa; Chordata; Mammalia; Rodentia; Cricetidae. Gene Ontology annotation, cellular component: pericentric heterochromatin; nucleus. The record is from RefSeq and is a predicted model, not a curated record. The transcript has a single exon. Gene Ontology annotation, biological process: chromatin organization; negative regulation of transcription by RNA polymerase II. Gene Ontology annotation, molecular function: chromatin binding.
ACUGGAAAGCUGGCAGGUACUAUGGGGAAAAAACAGAACAAGAAGAAAGUGGAGGAGGUGCUAGAAGAGGAAGAGGAAUAUGUGGUGGAAAAAGUUCUUGAUCAGCGGGUUGUCAAGGGCAAAGUGGAAUAUCUUCUAAAGUGGAAGGGUUUCUCAGAUGAAGACAACACAUGGGAACCAGAAGAGAACCUGGGUUGCCCUGACCUUAUUGCUGAGUUUCUGCAGUCACAGAAAACAGCCCAUAAGACAGACAAAUCAGAGGGAGGAAAGCGCAAAGCCGAUUCCGAUUCUGACGAUAAGGGAGAGGAAAGCAAACGAAAGAAGAAGAAAGAAGAGUCAGAAAAGCCACGAGGCUUUGUCCGGGGUUUGGAGCCUGGGCAGAUUAUUGGGGCUACUGACUUCAGUGAAGAACUCAUGUUCCUGAUGAAAUGGGAAAACUCUGAUGAGGCUGACCUGGUCCCUGCCAAGGAAGCCAAUGUCAAGUACCUAUAGGUUGUCAUAUCUUUCUGCGAGGAAAGGCUAACGUGGCAUUCCUACCCCUCAGAGGAUG